AUGAUUUUCUUUAUUCUUAUGGGAUUAAAUCUUGGACAAACGGAUAAUAAUGUUUGUAUGAGAUUUGAUUAUAAUUGGCGUGAAUUAAGUCAAUCAUUGAUUGAUGAAUAUUAUGCUAUUCACAAUGGUGUUUGUAAAAAAUAUGAAGAACGACUUGUUGUUAUAUACGAUUUCAAUAUCAAGGAAUUGAAAACAAAUUUGUACAAUUCGAUAAUACAAUUAGAACCUAUUGUUGAUGGCAUCAAUCUGUUUGUCGAUAUCGAUCAAUACAUUGAGUUUUUAAUGAAAAAUGAACAUGCAAAAAUAUUUUUGAUUAUUCAUGGUCCUAUCAGUGAUUCUAUCAUGUCGCGUAUUCAUCACCUUUCACAAGUUAAUUCUAUUUAUAUCUUACUGCAACAUGAAUCAUAUGAUGAUCAAUUGAUUAAAAAUUGGUCAAAGGUAACUGGUAUUUAUACCGAAACUGCAGUCAUUUGUAACGCAUUAAAACAAACAAUACAAGAUUCAAUUGACAUAAGUUUUAUUUUCUCAAAUGAAAUAUUAGAUCAAUCUUUUACAUACAUUUAUCUUUUAAAAAAGACUAUAUUUAAUAUCGAUAAUCAUUCCCAUCAUCAAGUAAAAAAAAUAGCGAAAUAUUAUCGUGAACAAUAUUCACAUAAUCAUGUAAUAGUUAAAGUGAUGGAAAAAUUUGAUCUGGAAUAUAAUCAUCAGACAGCUAUUUGGUGGUAUACGUAUGCAUACUGUCUUAAUUCCAUACUUACACAAGCAUUACGAUCCUUAGAUAUGGAUACUAUCGCUACGAUGAAAUUUUUCCUUAAUGACAUUCAUCGACAAAUCGAAAAGCUCUAUCGAGAACAAUCUAUAAAUGAUCACGAUUCUUUUAUUGUCUAUCAUAGUCAAGAAUUAACCGAUCAAGAUUUUGAAAAUUUAAAACAAACUAAAAAUGGAUUGAUAUCUUUCAAUAAUUUCUUAUGCACAAGUAAAAAUUAUGAAUUAUCUUUUGAAAUCGCUCAUAAAAUUUCACAAAAAUCAGAUUUAAUUGGUAUUUUGUUUGUUAUGACAAUUAAUCCAAUGCUGUCUACUAUUCCUUUUGCGCGUCUUAAUAACGAAAUAGCCUUCGGUUCAUCCGAAGAGGAAAUACUAUUUUCCAUACAGACUAUGUUUCGUAUUAUCGACAUUCAACCAUUGGAAGAAAACAACCGAUUCUGGCGUGUAGAACUUACCCUUAUCAAUGACGACGAUUUCACAGUUUAUAACAUCAUACCAAAAAUCAUACCAGUAGUCAGUAAUUCAGGAGAAUGGCAACGAAUAGAACAACAUCUUAGAAGCUUAAAUCAUGAGAGUAAAAUUCAAGAAAGUACUCGAGUAAUAAUUGCUUUGACAUUUAAUGACUAUCAUAGAGCAACAUCGUGUUCUUGCCCUGAGAAAAAUUUACAGGAGAAUGAAUACUACAAAUUUAUUACUAAUUGUCAACGAAACAUUGAUAUGCUCGAAAAAUCAUUUCUUUCGAAAGACUCUCAAUUGGCUACAUGUUACAAAUGUAUUGGUAUAGCAUUUCAUAAUAUGGGUCACUACACACAAGCAUUAUCUUAUUAUCAAAAAUCUGUUGAAAUUUUCACACAAAAAUUUCUUUUUCGUCAAUCCGAAUUAGCUGAAUGUUAUAAUAACAUUGUUUCAGCAUAUUAUAAUUUAGGACAACAGCCGGAAACAUUAUUAUUUUACGAAAAAGCUCUUCAAAUUUAUGAACAAAUAUUUUCUCCAAAUGAUAUUAGACUAGCGACAUACUACGAAAAUAUUGGUAAUCUCUAUCAAAGCAUGGGUGAUUAUGUAAACGAACUUUCAUUUCUUGAGAAAGAGCUGAAAAUCUACAAACAAAUAUUUCCAUCAGAUCGGUCUUUAUUAGCUAAGACUCACAAUAAGAUUGGUGUGGUCUAUUAUCAAAUAGGCGAAUAUCCAAAAGCACUUUUUCACAUUGAAAUCGCUAUAAAAAUUUGUCAAAACAUAUCUCUUACCGAUGAUCUUUUGUUGAAUACUUCUGACUACAUUAUUGAGGACAAAUCAUGCCAUGCUAAUUUGCCUAUUUUUUACAACAGUGCUGGUGUCAUUUUUCUGAAUAUGAAAGAGUAUGCAAAAGCACUUUCAAUUUUUGAAAAAAACUUAGAAAUUCAACAAACAUCUCAUUCAAUUAAUCAUGUAGAGUUAACCAUUACUUACGAUCAUAUUGGCUUCACAUACUAUCAAAUGAAAGAUUAUUCCACUGCAGUUUUAUAUUAUCUAAAAUCUCUCGAAAUUCAUGAACAAACAAGUCCACGAAAUUUAUCCGCACUAAUCACAUCGUCCAAGAAUAUUGCUGUAUUGUACGAAAUAAUGGGCGAAUAUUCGAAAGCAUUAAUUUUUUAUGAGAAAAUACUAGAAAUGUGGCAAGCAAUUCUACCAUCGGAUCAUUUUAAUCUGACAAAUAUUUAUGAAAAUAUUGGCACAAUACACUAUCAUAUGAAAGAAUAUGAGAAGAUGAUUCUAUACUAUGAAAAAGCACUCAAAAUCUAUCAACAAACCAUUCCGAUGAAUUAUGCUGCACUCGCAACAUCAUACAAUGCCAUAGGUUUCGCGUAUAUGUCAAUUGAUGAUCACGAGAAAGCUCUUAUAUUUUUCAAACAACUUCUUGAAAUUAUUGAAAAAGAUUUUGUUCGAGAUCAUCUUGAAUUGACUACAUGGCAUACAAAUAUCGCUUUGGGAUAUUACAACUUGAAGGAAUAUGUAAAAGCAAUUUCAUUUUUUGAAAGAGCCUUGAUAAUUCAAGAAAAAACUUUUCCUUUGAAUUAUUUGAAACUGGCGUCUUCUUACACUAACAUCGGUGGCACAUAUUACUAUAUGAGAGAAUAUUCUAAAGGACUAUUAUUUAUACAAAAAGCACAUGAAAUAUAUCUUGAAAGACUCCCUUCUGAUCAUAUUUCGUUGGCGACAUCGUAUAAGAGUUUAGGUUUAAUAUACAAUAAUAUAAUGGAAUAUCCAAAAGCACUUGCUUUUUAUAAAAAGACACUAGAAAUCUACGAGCAAAUCCUUCCAUCGAAUUCUCAUGACUUAGCUGACACUUACAAAAAUAUCGGUAUGACAUCUAUUAAUAUGAAAGAAUAUUCGAAAGCAUUGUUGUUUAUGGAAAAAUGUCUUGAAAUAUUGGAGAAAACAUUACCUCCGUCUUAUCCUCAAUUAGCUAACGUUUACAGCAACAUUGGUUUAAUUUAUUACAACAUCGAAGAGUACACAAAAUCACUUUUAUUUUAUGAAAAAGCUCUCGAAAUUCAACAACAGAUACUUCCUGUCGAUGAUGCUACUUCUAGUGAACGUUAUAAUAUGAUUGGUUUUAUCUAUUAUGUGAUGAAAGAGUAUACGAAAGCAAUUCCAUUUUUUACAAAAUCCAUUGAAAUUUUAGAGAAAUUAUCACCUACAUAUGAUUCCAAUUUGGCUAAAUCUUAUGACAAUAUUGGAAUAGUUCAUUCUAGCACUGGAAGAUAUACAGAGGCUAUUUCUUUUUUUGAAAGAUCUAUCAAAAUUAACGAACGACUUUUCAUUCCAAAUCAUUCUUUACUGACUGCACCCUUUGAUAAUAUGCGUUGCACAUAUAUUAGCAUAGAAGACUACAUAAAAUCACUUACAAUUUCGAAAAAAGUUCAUAAAAUCUACGAACAAACAUUUCCUCGCAAUUAUGUUUUAUUAAGUACGUCCUACAACUCUAUGGGGAUGAUCUAUUACAAUAUGAGCGAAUAUUCAAAUGCACUUUCAUUUUUUGAAAAAUCUUUGUCAAUCUUGAACGAAAUACAUUUGUCAUAUCAUCUUGAUUUAGUUCAAUGUUACAACAAUAUUGGUUCAACAUAUCAUAAGAUGGGUGAAAAUAUGAAAGCUCUAUCAUUUCACGAGAGAGCUCUUAAGACAAAUCAACAACUAGUCCCACCGAAUCUUUCUUUCAUGGCAAAAUCUUACAAUAAAAUUGGUUUAGUUUAUAUGGACAUAGAAGAAUAUUCGAAAGCACUUUUAUUUCAUGAAAAAGCACUUAAAUUAUACCAGGAAGUACUACCACUGAACCAUUUCGACAUUGAAUCAAGCAAACAAUACAUAGAAAAUGUCAAAAAUGAACUCUAA
Molecule: messenger RNA, 4134 nt
Organism: Adineta steineri
Lineage: Eukaryota; Metazoa; Rotifera; Eurotatoria; Adinetida; Adinetidae
Source: the annotation of a GenBank genome assembly